AUGCAGUCGCCGAGACCCUAUGCUUCCUAUGCCCUUUGCAGGCAGAAGGAUCCGCUGGUGGUGGCCAGUCUCGUCCUAUUGGCUGUCACGAAACUGCGCAUCAUGUCCAGUUCCGGACGCAUGCUGAGGAGUGUCCAGAAGGCUUACGACGAGCUGCUGGAGCAGAGGGCACUGCUGCAGCGCAAGGUGUAUGGCUUGAUGGUGACACAGAAUCGGAUGGCAUCGCCUUUGGCGAAUCAGGUGUACGGACCGAUCGAUCCGGAACAUGCUUCCACUCGCCGGUACAGGCGCUACUGGAUGGAGCAAGCCCCGUCCCAGCGCACCGUACGGGCGACCCAGGUUCCUGGACCGCCUCCCGUUCUUUCGCCCAGCUCGUCUCAGCGUCGACAGAAGGCUAUGUUGCUGGUGCGGCAGCAAAUGGAGGGCACGGGAAGACAGAAACUUCCCUCCGGCCCACCGAAUCCGCCACAGCCCCUUCAGCCGCCAGACAAGACUGGCGACCUGGACC
Symbiodinium sp. CCMP2456 is the source of this 508-nucleotide messenger RNA. Lineage: Eukaryota; Dinophyceae; Suessiales; Symbiodiniaceae. The record is from the annotation of a GenBank genome assembly.